This is a messenger RNA of Corylus avellana, 1689 nucleotides long. Its product is annotated as BTB/POZ domain protein. Lineage: Eukaryota; Viridiplantae; Streptophyta; Magnoliopsida; Fagales; Betulaceae. The record is from RefSeq and is a predicted model, not a curated record.
UAUAUACCAUUUAUGCUCCCUACCCUUUCUACAUGUCCAUGGAAACAUCGAAACACUUGGCCAUGGCUCCCAUAUAACUACCAUAGCUCCACUUUACUCUUUCCCCUCCGGCAUAUAUACCACCUCCAAGAGAAAUAAAGAAAGAACAAGUCCUUCUGUAUACAGAGCUAGCUAGCCAUGGGAACAGAUCGAGAGCUAGACAUAGCAUAUGGCUACAAAACCAGGCCUUCGUCUCUCUUGAGCUCCAUUUUCAUGUCCACGGUCAACAGAGCCGCAAAGACGCUCGUUUCCGUGGCGAAAACUGAACAGGCGGAGAAGUGGAAGGCCACGGACCAUUUGCGCUUUGUGGUCAUGCUAAUGACUUGGCUCACUGUGUGGGUUCUUAGGGUUCUGAUGGAUUACUUCCCUUGCUCUAUAGGCCCCCCUCCUCAAUAUCUCCUUGCAGGCUUCCCGUCCGUUGGAUCAUUCGACUUGUCAUCUUCAUCAUCCCUAAUGCCUUCCUUUCCUUCGUUGGAUUUGGUUGUUCAUGAAGGACUUGAUGGACCGUCCGUCCAAGCCCUUGGGAGAGCGCUCUCACAAAUACUUGCGCUCCUCAACGACAUCCCGGCGACGUCCGGGAAAUAUCAAUUUGCGAUGGCGAUGGCCGAAAGGGUAAUGGACGAGAACGCCAGAUACGGCCACGCGGCGCUUCUCCAGAUCAAUCGGAUGGCCCUCGCUUCAGCAUUCGCGCGUACUUCAAACCUUCUACACCGCGCUCUCGAACGCACACAAGCAGAAGAUGACGACGACGCCAACUCUGGCGCGUGGACCGCACGCGUGAUUCGGGCGCUUCCUAUGGGGUCUUACUUGAGUAACUUGACCUCCUACAUGAAAGGGUUCCGCGUUUGCGUAAACGUCAUAAUGUCUACUGUGGCCAAUGCUGGCACGUGUCAGUUACAGAAGAAGAGGCAACUGGCGGGGGUAGCCAGUGAGAGGGAGGUGGAGGAGCUGAUGGCGGAGAAGCUGGCUCAGGAGCUGCUGUGGAUAACGACUAAGCUUAGGGAUUAUGGAGCCGUGGAUGAAGCUUUGGUGCAAUGGAGCUUUGCCUCUGGUCUAGCCUCCCUCUCUCUCUGUUCUAAUGUUAGGGUCCAAGGCUUCAUGGUCAAGAUCUCAGCCAUACUAUGCCGAGACCUGAGUGCUGGAGAAGGCAUGGCAAUUUCGAGCCAAGUGAAGUUCAGGUUGCUAUUGUUUUGGCUGCCCUUAUUUUGCCAUGCAAGCAACGGGCUGGCAUAUCCUGUGCUGACAAGGUUUGAAAAGAUGGAAGUAGAGAGAGCAAUAGACGAAGUACUCUCCAGCUUGGCGGCAGGGGAUCAAGAAGUCAUCCUCACAAAUUGGCUGCAGGAUUUCGCCAUAGCUGCUUCAGAUUGGCCCAAUCUCCAAUUUUCUUACGAUCGGUGGUGCCAAUUUAGUCGUAUAGUUGUUACAUAAAUUUGUGCAGAACAUUUAUAUUUCUGGAGGUCCAAAUCAAUAACGACUGCAUGCAUGCUCGCGGCAGUCAUAUUAGUGUGUAUGUUUUUUUAGUAAUUACUUCUCUCUUUGUGUUUUUCUUUUUGUCCUUCUGCUGUUGUUAGUGUGUACGCUACCACGUACGUACGUAGUAGAUCGAUCAAUAAGACCUCGACUUAAUUAGGCCUGGCCUGUUUCUUUUUA